ACAAUAUUGUUAUGUUUUGCCAAAUUCAUUUUGGAUGCACGAUUAACCUCCAUAUUCAUGUGUUGCUUGUCAAAUCCCUUUAUCAACACAAAUCAAUCAAAGUUUCAUUAAUAUUAAAAUCUUUAAAAAACACAAUGGAACAAAAAGUAUCAACCAAAAGCAUCAAAUAGAUUUCGCUUUUCGAUAAAAGUGUGUUUCCUGUUUCCAGGGGGUUAAAAUGGUAAUAUAUAUUCCGCGGUUUUUUGUGUAAUCGUUUGUCCCUCGGCGGACACCAUCGAGGUGAUACUCGCUGUUCCACCUGUGUGUUGCACGCAACAACAACAACAACAACAACACAUGGUUUAAUAAUGCGUUAAUAAUGAUUAUGUCUUGAACAUAUGAAAUGUCUGAGUUGCGGAGAGCGAAAACAUGGGAAGUAUCUGAAUCUGAGGAAAGCGAUGCUGAGACAAAGCCCGAUGAGAGCAGUCAAAUAGUAACAAUCAGCACAGACUUAACAGAGGAUCAGGGUUCAGACCACAAGUGCAACAUCCUCUCAUCGUCACACACACACACUGAGCCAUGUCCAUCUUCUGCUUUGUCUCCUCCGCGACCAGAUGGACGCGCCACGCCGAGCCCUGCAAGAAAGCGCCGCACCAAGGAGGAGAUGGAGGCGGACAGACAGACAGCCAGGGAGAGGAAGGAGGCGAGAGAUGGACAGAGAGCAGCCAGAGCCCGGGAGAAGGAGGAGGAGAGACGGGAGCAGCAGAGGAGGAGAGAGGCAGCGGAGAACCUGAAGAGUCUGCGGCCAGAGAACUGCCUCAAGUGUCUGACAGUCUGCAUAGAUCCAGCUCUUCUGCAAGAGGAUGGCUCAGACAUCUUGCUGGACGCCCUGGCUACCUUUGAGUGGAGGUUUAGCAUCGAGAGCCAGCAGCUCCCACACAGCAUCACCUGGACCAGAGACUUACCUCAGGGAGACGAUGGCCCGGUGGACGAGGAGCAAGUGGUUGUGGUGCUGGGUCUGACGGUCUUCAUGGACAUGGUGAUCUCUGUGAAGAAAAUGCUCGACAGCGACGAGGAGGAGACGGGGGCGGGGUCUCUCCUCGGUCCAAUUUUGGAGUGUCUCAACCGGGAUGCCAAGAAGGUGGUCACUCUCUUAGUGACGCACUCUCAGCUGGAUUACAGGGUCGAUGCUUGUGGUGUACGUUCACUAGAUGAGACUCUACCAUUGGGUAUGGAGGACAUGGACGUCGAGGAGGUCCUCGUGUACCUACAGCUCUGCAAGAAUGUCUCGCUGGUGUUCCUUGAUGGCUGGCAGGAGGUCACUAACCAUGUGUGUGCCGUCACCAAGUCCUUAUCAAAACGCCCUUUCAAACUGCUGACGGAGCGAGCAGAGCUGCCCUUCUGCGUGGACGGCUCAUGGGCCAGCGGGGCUCGCGUCGAGAGGGACGGCUCGGGGCUGAUCCAGGUGUGGAGCAGGCAGAUCCAGCAGCUGAACAGAGUCAGCCCUGCUGUGGCCUCCACUGUGGUUGCUGCCUACGCGUCUCCUCAGCUGCUGCUGCAGGCGUACCAGAGUUUGGGCGCAGAGGAGGACAGAAAGUCGCUGCUGGCUGGUCUCUUGGUGAGAAGUGCAGGUAAAGAGAGACGUGUCGGACCGGAGAUAUCAGCCCGAGUCUACCGCUGCUUCACAGCCCAGAACCCCCAGCUGGUCCUGGACUAAUCCGUCCACUUGAGAACGUCAGCGCAGAUUAUUCUGGUCUGGAAUGACACUUCAUCACCACUUGGCUACUUGUGUGUUAAUGUUGAUGUUUAGAAGCUAAAAAUAAGCCUCAGAUAUCAUGUUGGCAGUGAAGGACUAUUUAUAAUAUGAUGUAUAUACAUUAUUCUGUUUAUACGUAUGAAUACAAGAUGUCAGCGUGACCGGCAUGAUGUUUUGUUUGUGUGUGAAAUAGCCAUUAAAAAUGAGCUGCA
Molecule: messenger RNA, 1947 nt
Organism: Cottoperca gobio
Lineage: Eukaryota; Metazoa; Chordata; Actinopteri; Perciformes; Bovichtidae
Gene: eme2
Product: essential meiotic structure-specific endonuclease subunit 2
Exons: 8
Coding region: 383-1696 (437 amino acids)
Biological process (GO): replication fork processing; resolution of meiotic recombination intermediates; mitotic intra-S DNA damage checkpoint signaling
Cellular component (GO): nucleus; Holliday junction resolvase complex
Molecular function (GO): DNA binding; crossover junction DNA endonuclease activity
Source: RefSeq, a predicted model, not a curated record